UUCCAGGUCUCAGUGUGGUGUUAGAUAUGACUGUAUGCUGUGUCCUGAUUCUUCUGAUCAGAGUAUGGAUACACAACUCAGUCUUUCAGCUUGGAACUUAACAUGGGACUUCGGUAAAGUGAACAGACAAUGGGAAAUGAACUUCAAGUCAUACUGAUAGCCUUGAUUUCUGGCUCCUUGGCAGACCAAAAUUUGUUUCCCGCCCCAGAAAAUAUCUCUAUGGUGUCCACCAACCUGAAGCAUUUUCUGCACUGGGAUCCAGUAAUGGUAGCCGGAAAUAUUACGUAUUCUGUUCAAGCACAAGGGGAAUAUGAAAGUAUAUAUAUGAAAGAUCAUUGGCAUGAUCCUGAGAACUGCCAGGAAAUCUCUGCUCACCAAUGCAAUGUGACUGACGAGGUAUCCGCCAGUGUCUUGUAUAGAUUUCGGGUUCGGUCAAUACUAGACAACCAGGUAUCUGCUUGGGUAGAACUUGAGCCACCAUUCAACAGAAAGACAACCCUGCUGAUUCCUCCAAGGGUGGACCUCCAAGUCAGUGGACUUAACCUGGUAGCCAACAUUGAAGACUAUGGGCCGUAUUUCCAGUUUUAUAUCUUUUAUUGGCAAAAAGGGAAAAAGGAUGAUACAAAAUGUAAAAAGAUAAGCAGUUCUAAUACAUCGACUUUUCUUGAAAAAGCCGAGGAAGGCAAAGAGUACUGUGCAGAGGUCAUUGCAUUUGCAAGUCCGAUCAAUAAGAACAGCAGCGGCAGUGAUGCAGUCUGUAUCCAGGUUAAAGAAGUAAACAAGUCUGGUCUGUUCACUGGACUUCUUUGUGUCUUCGGGGUGGUUCUGGCAUUUGUACCAAUGGUUUUAGCAAUCUGGAAAUCUGCCAAUAUGAUACGAUACUUCUGUUGUCCAGCUGAGGAUGUCCCCGAUGUGUUGAAAGGACCCUACAUUGGUGAAAGGAUGCUUCAAAACUAUUACUCAAGCAAGGAUGAUAGUGAAGAAACCUACAAGGUUGAGCUUUAUGAACAUAUGCUCAACCAAGAAAUUAAUUCUAUUACAGUGAAAAUGCAAACACCUUGACAAUCUUAUAUAAACAUAACUGUGUUCUGAAAUCCAGAUUCUGAGUGGAUGAAAAUCAGCUUCAGUGCUUCCAUUUUAAGGUCUUUAUUACUACUGAUCAAUGAAGCAAAUAAAAACAACCCAGCAUCAUCCCUGCACCUGGUUGGCCUCUCAGCAGUAGCAGAUCAGAGGUCAUUGGAACUGAUCUGACAGGGCCAAGUUUUUGGAACUUUUCUGAACUUCAGAUCAAGAUCUAUGGAGACGAUGGGUAAACGUGCGCAGGACCUCAUGUCUGUAUGUUUUUGAAGGGAGAAAAACGUAUGUACUGUUGCCAUAUGGUUCAAUAGUAGGCAAAAUGAUACCACAAUACAGUUCCAAACAACAGUUGCAAUAAAACACUGCUAUAUUGUGUACAUAACGUCAUACAAUGAACAUAUAACAGUCCAUAAUAGCAUUGCUACAGUUCUCAGAUAAUAAUACUAAUCUACGGUCCUAGAGGCCUGGAUUUGCUUGUUUUUCCUUAUUGGAAAGGCUCCAUUUUUAGGACAUUAAUUGAUCAUCUUAACAUAGAAAACAAGGGGCUCUGCUAGACACUGGGACUUGACUUUACUGGGGAGAGUGUUUGCCAAUGUAAAUAGGCAAUAUAAUAAAGUACUAUGCUAAAGUUUUUUGUUACAUGAAUGCACAUUGCCCAGGGGUGUAACUAUGAUUCAUAGGGUUCCAUAGUGUCAGAGAAUUACAACAACAGCAUAAGUAGCAAAAAUGAUAGGUAUGUAUAAAUAGUACAAUAUAUCAUAAAAGCCACAUUAGAGCAAAAAGCCACCAUAUUGUUAUUUCCCACAAAAUAAAGUACAAUGUUCUUGCACCUGACUGGGCCCCAUAGCAAGUGCUAUACUUAUGCCCCUGC
Bufo bufo (common toad) is the source of this 1948-nucleotide messenger RNA. It is a transcript of the gene IL20RB, whose product is annotated as interleukin 20 receptor subunit beta. The coding region runs from base 130 to 1062 and encodes 310 amino acids. Lineage: Eukaryota; Metazoa; Chordata; Amphibia; Anura; Bufonidae. Gene Ontology annotation, molecular function: interleukin-20 binding. The record is from RefSeq and is a predicted model, not a curated record. The transcript has 7 exons.